Messenger RNA from Sycon ciliatum, 1915 nucleotides. Its product is annotated as tetraspanin-33-like. The record is from RefSeq and is a predicted model, not a curated record. Bases 361 to 1248 code for a protein of 295 amino acids. Lineage: Eukaryota; Metazoa; Porifera; Calcarea; Leucosolenida; Sycettidae. Gene Ontology annotation, cellular component: plasma membrane. The transcript is spliced from 8 exons.
AGUAGUCGAGGCCCAUUCAAACGUUACUUUUCCUUUUUCAUGAUUCUCCCGUCGUUCUGUCACGAUCUGGGUGUCAGCUCAAAAUUGUUCAGCAGGAAGACUUCGCGAGAAGCGGUCUAUCACUCUCCAGUGCGUGCGUUUUUCGCUUCAGUCCAGAACGGCAGAAUCUGCCCGGUCGGUCUCUGCAGCAGCCGGUGACUCUAGGUACUUCAGACGCUCUCCUUGCCCGGUAUUUGACCGUAGCUGCGUUGCUUGAAAAAAAUCCAGUUCCGACUGCGCCAUCAUAGCCUAGGCGUGUAGCCGGUCCGAAGCUAUUCCUAAGCUCUUCCGUCAGUUCGGCUAGCUAGUCGCGGAGGCAAGAUGCCGUCAGGGCAGCAGCAGAAAGGGAUGCAGCGAAGGAGGAGUUUCGCCAAUCACAACUACCUGAAAGGCAAAGAGGUCUCGCCAUGCGCUAAGUAUGUCCUCUUCCUGCUCAAUCUUUUACUCUGGCUAAGCGGAGGGUUGGCAAUCGGAAUCGGUGCCUAUGCCCUGGUUCUACAGAAGGUCACCUUCGACGUGACCAGCUUGAUUCUCAACCCGGGCGUGUGGUUCAUCGCUAUCGGCGCUACCAUGUUUUUCAUCGGAUUCUUUGGAUCAGUCGGGGCUCUCAGGGAGAACAAGUGCAUGCUGAAAACGUAUGGCUAUUUGGUGCUGGUCAUUGUCAUUCUGGAGGUUGGUGUCGGCCUUGCAGCCUUCCUGCUACAGGAUGAAUUUAUCAAGCGUACAAAGAGUGUCAUGCUUGAUGCUAUCAAACAGUACCACACCACCAAUAUGCAGACCGACCUGGAUGAUACUGUGGAAGGCGUGCAGAUGAAUUUGAAGUGCUGUGGCGCGGACACGCCGCGCGACUGGCUCAAGAACAACCGCUACUUCAACUGCACCGAGGAGCUGUUCAGCGACCUGAUAAGCAGUUGCGGAGUACCGCCAUCCUGCUGCAGGACAAACUCUCAGACAGAUUCUCAGUGUGGUUAUAAGGUGUUUGCAUAUCCUGAGAUGCCAGUAGCUGAGCAAGCCAAGUGGCCCUCAAUUUUUAACAGAUCAGAAAUUAUCUACGAAGAAGGUUGUGGCGAUGCGGCUCUCAAGUGGGUGAAGGAUAACUAUGUUCUAGUCGGAGGAAUUGCGUUCGGCCUUCUCUUCCUCGAGGUCGUUGUGAUUCUAAUGGCCUGCCACUUGGUGGAUCAGAUCAACUUUCUGCUGGAUCUGGCCUAGGCUGCACGUGAUCUUCCUGGCUGCUGAUUGUAAAUGUGACGUGGCAGCAAAGGAGCCGCAGCACACACCUGCCUGGCCUGGCUGUGUAACCAGAGUUCAUCUGGUCGUUUAGAUGUGAAGGGCGCUAUAAGAAGGAACAACCAAGUCGUGGUUCCCGUUUCACUCAAAGUUGCCUCUCCACUGACUUUUCUAGUGGCUGAAUAGAACCGUACCUGACACUGGAAACUUGCAACAUGAUGAGAUGUGGUGUUGUAAAUAGUACCGUAGUACUGUUGCUUGCGUUGGUACUCAGCUUUCCUGAACCGAUUAGAUUUCGCAGCUACCCUGUAUUGUUUCGCCUUUGCAGCUGUAUUCCCAGGGACUCGCAGUGUAUUGUCUGCUGUCUCCGCCGGCUCUCUAGGCACAGAAGUCAAGUACCAAUUCAUUCGCUGUAUGUAUGCCUUUUAGCCCGGUCGUAACUGCUCUUUUUCUACAAGAGGUAUUGACACAAAUAUAGACCGUUUUUCAUUGGAUCAAUAUUUCGCAUUCGAUCUUGGCAGGUAAAUUAUACUUGAAGUAGUAGUGGAAACUACCGGUAAGGUACAUGAAUUCUUUGUCCGAGUUCCUUUUUUGUCAUCCAUUUUAUUUACCUUUCCUAUUUAGUGGGCUCCGCCCCUGGUUAGCUUAA